AUGGACAUAAUUUGUUACCUGCUAGUUAUAGUUGUGUUGAACAUCCAAGCGCAUGGAAGCGUCUCUCAAUGUUUACACGGGUGCAGCUGUGUGGAGGACCGUCAUGGGAGGUCGCUCAUAUGCAUGGAGGAGAACGCGUUUGGGGCCAUACCAGGGAACCUCUCAAAUGAUAUGACCAAAAUACGUAUAGAAAAAUCUCACUUCACUGAAAUACCCAGAGGGGCUUUCUCCAGUGCGCCCUCCUUGGAGAACCUGUGGUUGAACUUCAAUGACAUCACACUCAUUAACUCAAAGGGCCUGGAGGGUUUGGGGAAUUUGACCGAGCUGCGCCUGCAGGGGAACAAGCUGCGUUCAGUACCAUGGACAGCGUUCGAGGACACGCCGGCUCUCAAGAUCCUGGACCUGAAGCACAACCAGCUGGACGUGCUGCCGGAGCAUGCGUUAAAAUUUCUGCCAGGUCUGACUUACUUAGAUUUGUCCUUCAAUCGACUUACGGUCAUAUCAAAGGAGGUCUUUCAAAAUUGGCCCCUCUACCAGAAGCUGCAGGGCAUGGGCGACCGGGAGGCGACCGCCCUCGGGGUGAAUGUCGUCCUGGCGCUGCACGACAACGCCUGGCUCUGCGACUGCCGCCUGAAGGGCUUCGUGGAGUUCAUCAGGUCCCCACCGCCCCCGAUUAUACUGAUGAACUCCUACUUGACCUGCUCAGGGCCGGACUUUAGGGCGGGCAAGUUCUUCCACGAGGUCGAGCUGCAGGCGUGUGUGAAGCCGGCGGUGAGCAGCCCAGCCUCCAACAUCAGCCUGCCACAGGGCGCGAACCUUACCCUGCGCUGCCUCGCCAAAGCCCGGCCCGACCCCUCGGUGUGGUGGACAUAUGGUCUGAAGAUAAUCAGAGGAUUUCAUGAGUCUCAGGAAAGAGUGGAUGAGGACACCAUCAGAUCCCUCCUGGUGAUCCCCUCCCUCCAUGCUGCUGACCGUGGUGUGUACACCUGCACCGCUGUCAACUUCAUAGGGAACUCCUCUGUCAGUGUCCUCCUGGAUGUUCUCUCUCCUGACAGCUCCCACCCGUCAAACCUCCCCGGCGUCCCGGCUGCACCCGGGGUUGGGGAUGAAAACGUCUACAUUGACAUCCGCAUCGCCAAACAGACAGUACGUGGCAUAUCCAUCGAGUGGUACGCUGCCUUGGACCGUCCCGCAGAAACCUGGUUCACCAUCCACUUUGGACGCGCAGAUGAUAAUAAAAAAGAAAUGAUCUACAUCGGCCCCGGGAUCCAUUCGUACUCUGUCUCUGAUUUGAUGCCUGCCUCCAAAUAUGAAAUCUGUGUGACCCUCAAGAAUAAGACGCCGCGUCCAGGCCAGUGCAUUGUGUUUGUAACAGGAAGUGACAUCACUGAAAUGGAACAGAGGGAGAAACUGAUUCAUAUAAUAGUCAUAGUUUUAGCCAUGGUGCUGGCCGUGCCUAUAGGCAUGUACGCGUGUACCACUGAAACUAGGUUCUCCUGUCUGGAGGAUGUCAUGAAGUUCUGGAAGAGCCAGCAGAGAGAGGGCGGCUCCCACGAGAUGGAGCGGGAGAGGCAGGGCACCUUCGACAGCCUGCAGGCCGCCAGCGACGAGGGCCUGGUUAAGAAGGAAUCCAGUGAAGACAGGAAGGUGAGGAGGAGGUCAGAUGACAGAAUGAUUAAGAGCAAAGCAGACCACAGCAGACUCACAGCUGAACUGUAUUAA
Messenger RNA from Paralichthys olivaceus (Japanese flounder), 1722 nucleotides. It is a transcript of the gene lrit2, whose product is annotated as leucine-rich repeat, immunoglobulin-like and transmembrane domains 2. The record is from RefSeq and is a predicted model, not a curated record. Gene Ontology annotation, molecular function: protein binding. Lineage: Eukaryota; Metazoa; Chordata; Actinopteri; Pleuronectiformes; Paralichthyidae.